AUGACUCGCUUCAUCGUUUUCUCUGCAGUCUUUGCUCUUGCCACAGCCUGCAAUGUCCCAGAACACCUGAGACGAGAGCCUCCCGCCAAGACAGUGAUCAACAAUGUCCAUGUCUUUGACGGCAACAAAUUCUCCUCCCCGACCUCGCUCGUGAUCGUUGGCGGAUUAAUCAGCAAUGCCCCCGCGGCCGGCGCCUAUAACGUCGUGGACGGCGCAGGGGGGUAUCUCAUCCCCGGCCUCAUCGACAGCCACUGCCACAUCACCGACUGCUCAUACCUGACUACCAUGCGGCAAUACGGCAUCACGACAGCCCUCGACAUGGGGACGUACCCGUACUCCGCGCUCUCGGCCUGCAAGGCGCAGGGCGUCACCGACAUCCGUGGCUCCGGCGCAGCCGCAACCGUCAACGGGACUGCGAUCAGCCACGCCCCAGGCGGCCUCGAGGCUGCGCAGAGAUUCGUCGCGGAUCGGACCGCCGAGGGAGCGGACUAUAUCAAGGUCUUCCUUGAUACUCUCGGCCCCGACGAGAGCACCGUCGCAGCCAUCGUCACGGCCGCUCACGAGCACAACAAGCUAGUUAUCAGCCACGCAACAGACCACGCCGCGUAUGCGGUCGCCGAGGCAGCCGGUGUCGACAUCCCCUGCCACGCGCCGCUGGACAAACCACUCGACGCAUCCGACACAGCGGCCCUGCACUUCAGCAAGAGCGUCGUCGUCCCAACCCUCAUCAUGAUGCAGUCAGUCACCAACAACACUGGCGCGCCGCUCAGCGUGUACAACAACGCAGCCAAGGCCAGUGUUACCGCAAUGCACGAGGCCGGCGUCCCCAUACUGGCCGGCAGCGACGCAAACGCCAGCCCGUUUGUCCCCGCGAACCCGCCCUUCGGGGACUCUCUCCACGACGAGCUCGAGCUGCUUGUUGCGGCUGGCUUGUCGCCUGUCGAGGCGCUCCGGGGGGCUACCUCGACUGCGGCUUCCACUUUCCGGCUGCAUGACCGUGGGGCGAUCAGGACGGGUUUGCGGGCGGACUUGGUUCUUUUGCGGGCGGAUCCGACGGUGGAUAUUAGAAAUACUCGCGCGAUUGACAAGGUGUGGGUUGAGGGCGUGCAGGCUGAGCUCUGA
This is a messenger RNA of Aspergillus udagawae, 1122 nucleotides long. Its product is annotated as amidohydrolase family protein. The coding region runs from base 1 to 1122 and encodes 373 amino acids. Lineage: Eukaryota; Fungi; Ascomycota; Eurotiomycetes; Eurotiales; Aspergillaceae. The transcript has 2 exons. The record is from RefSeq and is a predicted model, not a curated record. Gene Ontology annotation, molecular function: hydrolase activity, acting on carbon-nitrogen (but not peptide) bonds.